Messenger RNA from Entamoeba invadens IP1, 810 nucleotides. RefSeq lists its product as hypothetical. NCBI's taxonomy places the organism in Eukaryota, Evosea, Mastigamoebida, Endamoebidae. The transcript has a single exon. The record is from RefSeq and is a predicted model, not a curated record. The coding region runs from base 1 to 810 and encodes 269 amino acids.
AUGCCACAGAAAAAGCAAGAUACAAGCCGCUGCAAAAAGGCCUUCACCACAAGCGCGCUAGUGUACUGCGCAGUCAACGCAGGGGCCAACAUUCAAUUUGUACGGAGCAAAAUGUCGCACUGCUCUCUCAAGGUACUUCGUGGAGAAGAGGUUGUAUGGGUAGAGUCCUUUAGAAAGGACUCCAAUGACGACUUUGUUCGUGCGUCGGACAUCUUUUCUGACAAGAUGAGUGUUCUCGUCGAAGACGCUCGUUCCAAGAAGGUCACCAGUUUAGUCGUUACAAAGGAACGAAUUCAUCAAAUUGCGUUGUCCCAAUGUGUGGAUCACACAGAGAAAUGGAAGGACUUAGAUUACAAUCAAGACUGUCGAAACAAAGAGGCGUGUUUUGUCAACUACCUUGCUUUGAAUUUGGUCCAGAGGGGUUACUCCUUAAUAACAAAUGUCACCAGAAUCAAACCAUCUAAGAAGACUGCCCAUUUCUUCAUCUGGAACAAAAUUAUAACUCCAGAAAAUGUUGUUAUCAACGUCGCAGAAUCUCAACUCCUGUCGUCCUUUAUCAAACACAUCGAGUCAACACUUGUCCGGUCGAGAUCUGCUUGGGUUCAGUCAAACACAUUACCGGGGGACUUUUCAGAACACUUGACGUUGUCCGAGAAGUCAUUGUCUGCUGAGCCACAAGUCGACGAGGACUCGCUCUCUGUCCAAACACCAAGCGCGUUCAAGCCGAUUGAAAGCUCUCAAUACUUUGUGUUCCAGAAUACUUCUGUGGACACUCUUUCGCACCCUUUCUUACACCAAACUUUCGCAUAA